GCCGCACGCCGUCCGGGUGAGAUGUGUGAACGCUCGCUGCCGCUGCCGCUGCCGCUAGUGAACGAAGUGCGGGAUUUUCGCUGCCCAAACACAGAUUUUUCUUCUAGCAAAGUUUCGAUCGUACUGUAGUGGGAAGUGAACAGUUUUCAUGAACAAAGCAUAUUGGUGCAAACAGUUGCAGGGUGUAAAGAGUGUCAGCUAGUGUUGUGUUUUUUUGUUGAAAAUUUUCACACGGAAAAUCUGUGCUGACCGUUUUACCGUCAGUGUUCCAGCAAUCAACGACGGGCAGGAGGUGAUGAGUGCGCAGAAACGUGUCUCCCAGUUCCAGGGCCAAUGCCGAAUGGGAUGAAGACAGGUGGAGGCAUUACGAGUCCUUUAGAGAGUGUAUUGUAAAAAAAGAAAUCCCUACAGUUUUUGUGGUCACUUGUGAAAAAUGUAUGAUAAAGGUGAAUGUUAACACUGCGCCAACAGCAGAAGCAAAACAAAUCGCAGCUCUCUAAAACCGAAGACGAAACAUAAAGCGCGUGUUCAACCGUGUGGGUGUGCGUGUGUGAAUGUUGUGCAUAUCUGUGUAUGAAAAGCAACCAAAAGCAAAGCAAAGCUUGCAAUGAAGUGGAUGAGUUUGAGUGCAGAUCAAGUUGGAAAUACAUUACGCUGAGGGAGUGCAGAGAAGAAAAUUCAACACAGUUUUGAUGCAGUUUUGAUGCUUGUGAAGGUGAAAAAAGUAGCAAAUUGUGUGAAGCUUGAAACCGUGAACGCCCAGAGAAGUCGUGGCCGAAACUCCUUGCAGUGAAACAGACAAGAACGUGGACACACAGAACACACAGAAUGGCCUUUCACGGCUGUCGAAGGAGCAGCUCCACGGGCCACGGGACGCCACUGAUGACGACGGUAAAUGUUGGCCACAAAACGUGCCUGGUGACAGUACUGGCUCUCAUUGUGGCACUCACACUACCCACCGUUCGGUGUCGAUCGGUGAACGUGAACCAACCGCCGAACCAUCCGCACAGCCGGCACCACCGGUCCAACAUCUCGAUCGAGAGCAACUCGAUACAGCGGCUGGAUGCGGCGGGCGCUGGCAACCGACCGGCAACGCACGGCAAUGGAGCCGCGUACGGCGGCCAGUCGGGCCAGUCGCCGCCACUGCUGAAGCGCGUCUUCCUAUCGAACCGCACCGUCACCUGUAACGAUGGUUCGCAGGCCGGGUUCUAUCUGCGCAAAUCGCCCGGCUCCCGCCGGUGGGUGGUGUUUUUCGAGGGCGGCUGGCAUUGCUACGAUCACAAAUCGUGCCGGGCGCGGUGGUUAAAGCAGCGCCAUCUUAUGACAUCCGUGCAGUGGCCAGAGACGCGUGACGUCGGUGGUCUACUGUCCGCCCUGCCCUCGGAGAACCCGUACUGGUACAACGCGAACCACGUGUUCGUGCCGUACUGCAGCAGCGACUCGUGGAGCGGCACCAAGGUGCGGCCGGACACGCGGGACGGCCUCCGCUUCAUGGGUUCGCUGAUCGUGCGCCAGGUCAUGUCCGAUCUGGUCCCGCUCGGGCUGGGCCAUUCGCAGGGGGCCGACCUGCUGAUGGCCGGCUCCUCCGCCGGUGGGCUGGGCGUCAUGCUUAAUCUCGACAAAGUGCGAACGUUUCUGCAGAACGAACGAGGUCUGAAGGUGAGCGUGCGUGGUGUUAGCGACUCCGGAUGGUUCCUGGACCGGGAACCGUACACACCCGGCGCGGUGGCCGCCUCGGAAGCCGUCCGGCAGGGCUGGCGCAUGUGGGACGGUGCGCUGCCCGAGGCGUGCGUUGCCGAACACUCGAAAGAGCCGUGGCGCUGCUACUUUGGCCACCGGCUGUACAACACACUGAAAUCUCCCCUGUUCGUGUUCCAGUGGCUGUUCGAUGAGGCGCAGAUGCGGGCGGACAGUGUCGGUGCGCCGGUGACGCCCCAGCAGUGGGACUACAUCCACGAUAUGGGCGGUGCGUUGCGCGAAUCACUGAACAACGUGUCGGCCGUGUUUGCGCCGUCCUGCAUCGGCCACUCGGUGCUGACCAAGCGCGACUGGAUGAAGAUCCGGAUCGACGACAUCACGCUGGCCGACGCGCUGCGCUGCUGGGAGCAGUCGAACGCCGACGAGCGCCAGUCCCAGUGGCGCUCGAUCAACCGUAGCCCGCAGAAGCUGCAUCGCAAGCACAACGGUGCGCGCAGGAAGAACAAGCUACAGCAGCAACAACAACAGCAGCAACAACAACAACAACAGAAACAAAACGCUCCGGUUGGUGUGGAGCCGGCGUCGGAGCGGCCGCCCCGUCCGAAGCUUACCAAAGAGGAGCGCGAACGCAGGCGCCAGGAGCGACGGAAGCGUCAGAACCAGCGCCUGAAGCAGACCAGCGGUGCGCCCGGCAAGCCCGACGGCCCGAAAGUUCCUAAGCUAGAACGAAUGCCAAAAAAUAAUAGUACUACCACUACUACUGCUGCUACCAGCAAACCGAACGGCAGCAAUCAACCGAAGCGCAACCGGCACCGGGAGGAGGUCGCAGCCGCCACGAAUGAACCGGCCGCGCACAAGCUGCGCAACCAGAACAAGAAGCGCCUGAACGGACACCGCAACCGGAAUCGUAAGGCACGGGGAGGCGGCGGCGGCGGCGGCGGUGGGGGCCGCAACCGAGCGCCCCAGGCGGUGGUGGACAUUGCGGAACCAAAGAAGUGCGCGUUGCGGUUGCUGGAGCGGUGCAGCUGGCCCCAGUGCAACCAUUCCUGCCCGACGCUAACCAAUCCGCUGACCGGCGAGGAGAUGAAGUUCCUCGAGCUGCUCGCCUCGUUCGGGCUCGAUAUGGAUGCGGUCGCGACGGCGCUCGGCGUCGACAUGCAGACGCUCAAUAACAUGGACCACGCGGAGCUGGUGAAUCUGCUGACGCAGCAGGUGACGUAGCAGCAGCGCAAGGGCGAGCCUUCCUCCGAGCCGGCGCUUCGGACCAGAGCAUUCCAAAACAAGCCAAAAGAUCGUACUUAAGCGUUAAAGCCCCCUUGCCCUCCCGUGUGCCGCACCGCCAUGAGCCAGUAGAUUGCAGGGUUUCCAGUAUUUAUUAUGUCCGCCGGCGCCGGGCCUGCCUGCCAGCGAGUGAGCCAACAACGCUUCCCAAACAAAACCAGCUGAUAUUAGACGAGGAGUGGGUGAAUCGUACCCUCCAACCUCCGUCGCACCUGUGAAUACUCCCGAGCAAAAACGGACUGACAAAAAAAAGGGGAAGAAAUGCUUCCUCCAACACACACACACACUCAGUGCUCCAUCUCUUGAGUGUUCCCAGUAUUUCUUCGUCGUGUGUACUAUUAGUGGACGCAGAUUGGUUAGUGUAAGCGAAAGCCUGAUAUUUAUUUGACCUGCUGCCAAACACAUAGAGCAGCAGCAUCCUCUCCCUCCCCCAGUGUACAUAUAGUAGCUUAGUAGUACGAUAGUAGGGUAGGCACUAAGGGCACACGGCCGUCGUCGGCGCUUGUGUGUAGCGUUAUAAAGCCCUCUUCUCCCCUCCUCCCCCUCAGAACGAAAUGACUACCUCACCGAAUAAGUAUGAACUGGCAUGCGGAUUGGUUGCGUAUGGCGGAUGGUGCCCUGCGUCGGUGUGUCUUAGUAAACCGAGCCGCGUCCAUCCGCCGAGUGAAUGAGUGUUGAACAUAGAGCAGUGUGCGUGCGUACGUAAGGCUUUUUAGGGUUAAGAUCUGUAUUAUCCUGUACCUGCGCUUAGUCAUACAUAUUUUAGCAAACAAUCGUUUAUAAACCGUGUGCGAGCGCGUGUGCGUGCGUUACAAAAUGUUGCAAAAUCUAGCUCUACGCCAGAAAAUGAAUGGAACAUAAAGGCACGCGCAACCGCCACCACGCCACCAACCUAGGAAAGAUAGACGGGGACACGCUUGAUUUCGUGUGCGGUAGUGCCGAUAGUGUACAUGUAUAUAUAUAGUGUAGUGUUGAGCAGCUAUUUAUAGUAAGUCGAUAGAGAGGGAGCGGGAGAAGCACCAACCUUCUCCCACAAGCCCACCGCAGGUGUAUAAAAUGCUAAAUGAAUUGCCAGUGUACACAAUACAGGCGCGCGCGUGCGCGUCUCUGCCACCGUUCCCGGGUGGAUGUUGUUGGGCUUUGGGAUGGCCAGCGGAUUGAAAAUUGAUUGAAGAAUAUUUUUAAAAUAAAAACCAACUCAAACAAUUAAA
Messenger RNA from Anopheles arabiensis, 4190 nucleotides. RefSeq names its product palmitoleoyl-protein carboxylesterase NOTUM (gene Notum). Bases 829 to 2919 code for a protein of 696 amino acids. NCBI's taxonomy places the organism in Eukaryota, Metazoa, Arthropoda, Insecta, Diptera, Culicidae. Gene Ontology annotation, molecular function: hydrolase activity. The record is from RefSeq and is a predicted model, not a curated record. The transcript is spliced from 5 exons.